Cyclopterus lumpus (lumpfish) is the source of this 660-nucleotide messenger RNA. RefSeq names its product LHFPL tetraspan subfamily member 5b (gene lhfpl5b). Gene Ontology annotation, cellular component: plasma membrane. The record is from RefSeq and is a predicted model, not a curated record. Gene Ontology annotation, biological process: sensory perception of sound; detection of mechanical stimulus involved in sensory perception. Lineage: Eukaryota; Metazoa; Chordata; Actinopteri; Perciformes; Cyclopteridae. The transcript has 3 exons. The coding region runs from base 1 to 660 and encodes 219 amino acids.
AUGCAUCUGCUCCCGGCUCAGGAGGCUGCUAAAAUCUACCACACCAACUAUGUGAGAAACUCUCGAGCCAUCGGCGUCAUGUGGGCCGUGUUCACCAUCUGCUUCGUCAUCAUCACCAUGGUGGUCUUCAUCCAGCCCUACUGGAUCGGGGACAGCGUCAACACCCCGCAGGCCGGCUACUUCGGCCUCUUCAACUACUGCAUCGGCAACGCGCUCACCUCGGAGCUCGUCUGCAAGGGCAGCGUGCUGGACUUCGCCUCCAUCCCCUCACCAGCCUUUAGGACCGCCAUGUUCUUCGUGGGGACCUCCAUGCUGCUGAUCGUGGCCACUAUGGUCUGCUUCAGCUUGUUUUUCUUCUGCAAUACCGGGAACGUCUACAAGAUCUGUGCGUGGAUGCAGCUGGCCUCAGCGGUGUUGAUGGUGAUGGGCUGCAUGAUCUACCCUGACGGCUGGGACUCUCCGGAGGUGAAGAGGAUGUGUGGCCAGAGGACGGAUAAGUACAGCCUGGGGAACUGCACGGUGCGCUGGGCCUACAUCCUGGCCAUCAUCAGCAUCCUGGACGCCCUCAUCCUGGCAUUUCUGUCCUUCACUCUCGGCAACCGUCAGGACAAACUGCUGUCGGAAGACUUCGAGGUGCAGGGAGGGGCAGAAAACCCCUGA